CGCGUUUGCGUAGCAGAAUGUGUGUGUGAGAGCGUACGCGAAGAAGGUGAAGUCCGCGCUGGGCAAACGUGCACGUUUUUAACUCCCUGAUGUGACCUGCCACUUGGAUUUUGACCCAGAUCAGUGAUAUGUAAUCACCUCUUCACCGCACACUCACUUUCAGACCAACUAUUGAAGAAGUGACGACCGUGGAUCGAUCAGCGGGGGUUUGUUGGAGGCGAAGAAGCCGCGCCGAGGCGCUUUGAGGUCGUUAAAGUCACCAGUAACGAGCGCGCCUCGCACCCUCCGCAUGAGCACCACACGGACAUUAACACUGCUGCCCAGUCCGGUGCAUCCCGGAGAGCAUGAGCCGAGAUGAGCCAGAGAGACACGCUGGUGCAUCUGUUUGCUGGAGGAUGUGGAGGCACGGUGGGUGCGAUCCUGACCUGUCCGUUAGAGGUGGUGAAGACGAGGCUUCAGUCUUCCUCAAUAACACUUUGCAUCUCUGAGGUGCAUCUGAGCACAGUUAAUGGAGCCAGCGUGGCACGUGUGGCUCCUCCGGGGCCCCUACAUUGCCUCAGAUUAAUUCUUGAGAAGGAAGGGCCUCGUUCUUUAUUUCGGGGCCUGGGGCCCAAUCUAAUUGGAGUGGCUCCUUCACGGGCCAUCUACUUCGCCGCCUAUUCCAGCUCAAAGGAGAGACUGAACUGUGUGUUUGAACCAGACUCCACACAGGUGCACAUGACGUCUGCUGGAAUUGCAGGGUUCACGGCCAUAACAGCAACCAACCCGAUUUGGUUGAUUAAGACGCGUCUACAGUUGGACGCCAGGAAGCGCGGGGAGCGUCGCAUGAAUGCUUUCGAGUGUGUGCGGCGUGUGUAUCAGACGGAUGGGCUACGUGGGUUUUACCGCGGCAUGUCUGCGUCUUAUGCAGGCAUCUCAGAGACCGUGAUUCACUUUGUGAUCUAUGAAAGCAUAAAACGGCGUCUUUUAGAGGCCAAAGCAGCAACGCACAUGGAUGGGGCUGAGGACACCGCCAAAGACGCGUCGGACUUCGUGGGCAUGAUGCUGGCAGCCGCCACUUCCAAGACCUGCGCCACCUCCAUAGCCUAUCCACACGAGGUACUCCGUACACGGCUAAGGGAAGAAGGUACCAAGUACCGCUCGUUCUUCCAGAGUCUCAGCCUGGUGAUUAGAGAGGAAAGCUAUCGAGCUCUUUACCGAGGACUCACCACACAUCUGGUCAGACAGAUCCCCAAUACGGCCGUCAUGAUGUGCACCUACGAGUUCGUCGUCUACCUGCUCGAAGGCUAAACUUUGACUUGAGGUGCCUCUGUAUUCAUGGACGAAGAGUUCUGUGCUUUCAUUCACAAUUUGGGAGUGUCUUCUGAGAGGAUGGUGUUGGGAGAAAAAGGGGAAAUGACUAAAAAGGUGGUGUCUAGAAAGCAAUGUUCUUGGUUUUUCUUAACUUUCUGUCUUUUAAUGUUCUUUAAAAUGAUGCUGCUUCUAAAAAGCCUUGCCAGUCCGUUCACCUUUAGCCUCCUCAGAGUGUUUGUCCCUCUCAAACAGCACCUCACAUCAGAUAGAUCUUGUAUGUGGAUUCCGCAGGUUAUUUCUGUCAGAGAAGCUGUUCUAAUGUUGGCAGGUCAUUGAGGGGUUUGUCCGGCCCGUUGCUGUGCUGUAAUGGUGAUCAAAGCUUCACUGGAUUUUCUCAAGCUUUGAGCUGGAAAGGAAUUGGAGAGGAUUCAAACUGAGGCUUGCUUCCUGUCUAGGAACAGCCAAUCGGGGUGCGCUUACACCAUGCAAUGCAAAAGCAAAAAGAUCUUACUUGGAUGCAUAUACCUGAGACUGUGUGCACACAUGAAUGCAAAAAAAGAUGUCUAAGAGUGAGUUUAAUUGUUUGGACACUGCAGGUGGUUGUGUGCUAAUCUCAGAGUGUCAUAUUUGUGUUUGCUGCCCAUAUUUGACCUUAAUACAUGAAUGUAACAAUCAUUGCAGCCAAAAUAGGUUGUUAGCACAAAAAUACUUUAAUAAAUAUAUGUACUCUGCAGGAAAAUUACUAAUGAAAGAAGGAAUAAUCAUUCAAAAUUGA
Molecule: messenger RNA, 2068 nt
Organism: Sinocyclocheilus rhinocerous
Lineage: Eukaryota; Metazoa; Chordata; Actinopteri; Cypriniformes; Cyprinidae
Product: solute carrier family 25 member 36-A-like
Exons: 7
Coding region: 355-1290 (311 amino acids)
Biological process (GO): pyrimidine nucleotide import into mitochondrion
Cellular component (GO): mitochondrion
Molecular function (GO): pyrimidine nucleotide transmembrane transporter activity
Source: RefSeq, a predicted model, not a curated record